Messenger RNA from Cucumis melo (muskmelon), 2738 nucleotides. Its product is annotated as isoamylase 3, chloroplastic. Gene Ontology annotation, molecular function: hydrolase activity, hydrolyzing O-glycosyl compounds. The transcript is spliced from 24 exons. The coding region runs from base 261 to 2612 and encodes 783 amino acids. Lineage: Eukaryota; Viridiplantae; Streptophyta; Magnoliopsida; Cucurbitales; Cucurbitaceae. The record is from RefSeq and is a predicted model, not a curated record. Gene Ontology annotation, biological process: carbohydrate metabolic process.
GGAGAGCGAAGAAGGAAAAAUCAAGUUAGGUGAUGCAUCCAUACGGUCCGUUCAUUCACGUGGCCUAACAUGAAAAAGCAUCCGGAUUCAUUGCCGCGCUCGAAUAUCCAAAUCGGUAAAAUUCCGAUUUCCAACAACAGAAACCUUCACGAUCUUCCAUCUUUUCACUAACGAACUACAUGCAAUCAUCUUCAACUUCAUUACGGUUUCACCGCCAGUUUCUCACUGAUCUCAUCGCUUUUCAGCUUUGAAGAUCCACGAUGAUCCGCUCUCUACCUCUCCACCAUUCCACUACUCUUCAGUUUCCUCUCUUUCCUUCAUCCUGCACCGGAGCUACUCAUUUCCUUCACUUCCGAUUGAAGCGGCAAGUGAAGCUAGUGUCAGGAAGCAGCAGCAGCGACAGCCGAGAGAUUUUUAGUGAGACAAAGCAGGGAGGAGUCAAACUUUGGACUGUAAGUGCAUUUUCUCGUCGUGAUCAAGAUCGUGUGCUGGAGCACCGUCCUAACACGGCACACGUUCUCUGUUUCAAACGUCAGCAAGAAGCUCCUGAAAAUUUGGACACUGGUCCAAUGUUGAAAAUAUUCCCAGGCCAAGCAUUUCCAUUGGGUGUUUCAGAAGUAGACAAUGGGAUCAAUUUUGCAAUUUUCUCACAGCAUGCUACAUCUGUCACCAUUUGUUUAUCACUUGAUGGGAGGAUUGAUGAUGGAAUGCUGGAGUUCAAAUUGGACCCUGAUGACAAUAGAACAGGGGACAUUUGGCACAUUUGUAUCCAGGAUUUACAAAGGAAAAAUGUCCUAUAUGGCUAUAGGAUUGAUGGUCCUCAAGGUUGGCAUCAUGGGCAUCGGUAUGAUGAUGGCACUAUGCUUUUAGAUCCUUACGCCAAGUUUGUUGAAGGUCGCCGAUUCUUUGGGGGUGAAAAUAAGUCCUCUGGUUUUCUAGGGACUUAUGAUUUUGAGAGCUUGCCUUUUGAUUGGGGAAAUGACUAUAAGCUUCCUAAUAUACCAGAGAAAGAUCUUGUAAUAUAUGAAAUGAAUGUCCGUGGAUUUACAGCUGAUGAAUCUAGUGGCUUGCCUUCAAGCACACGGGGAAGUUACCUGGGUGUUAUAGAAAAGAUUCCACAUCUGCUGGAGCUUGGUGUCAAUGCGGUUGAACUAUUGCCUGUCUUUGAGUUUGAUGAGUUAGAGUUUCAGAGGCAUCCAAACCCCAGGGAUCAUAUGAUCAAUACGUGGGGCUACUCCACAAUCAACUUUUUUGCUCCAAUGAGUCGAUAUGCUAGUGCUGGUGGAGGACCUCUUAAUGCUUCGCAGGAAUUUAAACAAAUGGUUAAAGCCUUGCAUGCUGCUGGGAUAGAGGUCAUUUUGGAUGUUGUGUACAACCAUACUAAUGAGGGCGAUGAUGUAAAUCCGUAUACCACUUCAUUUCGUGGCAUUGAUAAUAAGGUUUAUUACAUGUUGGACCUGAAGAAUAAUGGUCAAUAUUUUAACUUCUCGGGCUGUGGUAACACCUUGAACUGUAAUCAUCCCGUGGUGAUGGAACUAAUUCUUGAAAGCUUAAGACACUGGGUUGUUGAAUAUCAUGUAGAUGGUUUUAGAUUUGAUCUUGCCAGUGUUCUUUGCCGGGGAACAGAUGGUGCUCCACUUAGUGCUCCCCCACUCAUAAGGGCAAUUUCAAAAGAUGCUAUUCUAUCAAGAUGUAAAAUAAUUGCAGAACCUUGGGAUUGUGGAGGUCUUUAUCUUGUAGGAAGAUUUCCAAAUUGGGAUCGGUGGGCUGAAUGGAACGGAAUAUACCGUGACGACAUUAGAAAAUUUAUUAAGGGUGACUGUGGCAUGAAGGGAAGCUUUGCAACUCGAGUAGCUGGGUCAUCUGAUCUUUACAACGUGAAUAAGCGUAAACCUUACCAUGGUAUUAAUUUUGUUAUUGCUCAUGAUGGAUUUACACUUCGUGAUCUAGUUUCUUACAAUGUCAAGCAUAAUGAUGCCAAUGGUGAAGGUGGAAAUGAUGGAUGCAAUGAUAACUUCAGCUGGAAUUGUGGUUUUGAAGGUGAAACAGAAGAUACAAGCAUCAAAGCUUUGCGCUCAAGGCAAAUGAAAAACUUCCAUUUGGCUUUAAUGACAUCUCAGGGAACACCAAUGAUGUUAAUGGGGGAUGAGUACGGGCAUACUCGUUAUGGAAAUAACAAUAGCUAUGGACAUGAUAAUGCUCUUAACCAUUUCCUUUGGGAACAGUUAGAGGCACGGAAGAGGGAUCACUUCAGAUUUUUCUCUGAAGUGAUAAAGUUUCGAAGGAAGCAUCCCCAUUUAUUUAGCCGGGAAAAUUUUCUAAACAAGAAUGAUAUAACUUGGCACGAAAGCAAUUGGGACAAUCCUGAAAGUAAAUUUCUUGCCUACACGCUUCAUGAUGAUAAUGGAGAAGACGUUUACUUGGCAUUCAAUGCUCACGAUUAUUUUGUCAAUGUUUCGUUGCCCUCUCCUCCGACAAACCGAAGAUGGUUUCGUGUGGUGGACACCAAUCUGGAGUCUCCCCAUGACUUUGUACUGGAUGGCAUUCCGGGGGUUGGAAGCUCCUAUAAUUUGGCUCCCUAUUCCUCAAUUCUUCUGAAAGCCAAUUUAUAAAACGAACUUCUUUGAUACUAACUCUCUAUAUAUUAAAUAAAUGAAACCAUAUUAGCCAGACGAAUCAAGUUCUGUACAAGAUGAUCAUUGAAUUAUUAUGAAAGAAAUAAAUUAUGCAAAAUCUAA